CGGUUUCCACCCUGCUUUAAAUACAGUAGCAACACAGUCGCUGAACAGACAGAGUAAACGGUCGAUGCAAAAUUACUAGAGACAAGACCAGACAACAUCAAUUCAGCACCACAUAUAUGAGGAUCGACUAAUGCGAUGACACCCUAACGCGUCUGCCGCAACCCACAGUCAGACCAUGAACUAUGUGGGUCAGCUGGCCGGUCAGGUGUUCGUGCAGGUGAAGGAGCUGUACAGAGGCCUGAACCCUGCCACCCUGUCUGGCUGUAUUGAUGUUAUUGUGGUGCGUCAGCCCAAUGGCACACUGCAGUGCUCACCUUUUCACGUCCGCUUUGGCAAGAUGGGAGUGCUGCGCUCCCGGGAGAAAGUGGUUGACAUUGAGAUAAAUGGGGAGCAGGUCAGUUUACACAUGAAACUGGGUGAAAAUGGAGAGGCGUUCUUUGUAAAAGAAACAGAAAACAAUGAGGAGAUGGUGCCAUCCCACCUGACUACAUCACCCAUCAUUUCAGAAGGCUCAGCUCUAAUGGAGGCCCAGAUGGGAAAAGACACGUCCCGUCUGUCUGAGUCUGGAACCGGAACCUCCAUUCAAACCCUGGGCCCCACACAGGUCUCUGGAGACAGCUCAAUGAUGAAGAAGAGGAGAAAAAGGAGGAGAAAAUCUAAAGUGGACAGCAUGAAACAAGAGGAUAAUGGAGACUUCUCAGAAGAUGAGGACAUGUUUCCCAUCGAUAUGAGUUCUGAUGAAGAAAAAGAGGCUACAAGCAUUAGAGCCAUGUCACAUGAGCUGUUUGCUGAGCAGGUGAAAGGAAGCUCCACAACCACCACAUACACACAGUCUGAAAGAAAGUGGACCGGUGUUAAGAGCUCUGGGUUGGCGAAGACAUGCUCCUUACCCAUUCCCACCAGUGCAGGAUUAUCCAUCUCCUGUCCCCAUCAGACAACCAUCUUCCAGUCAACACAUAGCAGUCCAAAUGGCUCCUUGCCCUCAACACCCAAGAGUGACUCAGAGUUACUGGCCAGUCAGAGGGCUGAAGGGAAUUCAGACAACCCUAAGAUGCUGUGGACAUGGGGAGAGCUGCCUCACGCUGCCAAGCCUUCAUUCCUGCAAUCCAUAUCAGAGCCCAUGGUGGUGACUCCAGGGUCAAUCCCACCGUCUGCCAGCACACACUUUAGAGCCAUCACUAGAGGUGGGAUGGUGGAGUGUCAGGGCAGUGAUCUCCAUUUGUAUGUGCCAGAUCUCAGGGCUGGAGAGGGGGCAUCUGCACCUGCUGUAGAGUUGGAGGCCAUCAGAGAAGCCACUCAUAUAAUCCCAGAACUAGAGGAGGGCCGCCACAGUCCUGGAGCUCAUGCCAUUAGCAACACUGACUCUCCAUCCAAGAGAAAAGACAAAAGGAGCCGGCAUCUUGGAUCAGAUGGGAUAUACCUGGAUGACAUCAUAGAGUUGGAACCUGAGGUGGCAGCCCUGUACUUUCCAAAGAGUGAUGUAGCAACUGCAUUGAGGAGCGGGAAAGAUCCGAGGAGUGCCAAUCAAUCCCCUCAGUCAGUGGGCAGCAGUGGAAUAGACAGCGGAGUGGACAGCUUUUCUGAUCAGUUAGGAGACUUGCCUAAUAUUGCCAUCUCUCUGUGCGGAGGACUGUCGGAAAACAGGGAGAUCACUAGAGAGGAAUUUGAGGAACGAGCAAUAUCCUAUCAGGAGUUUGCAGAUAAUCCAUCUAUUAUUGAUGAUCCCAACCUGGUUGUAAAGAUUGGAACCAAGUAUUAUAACUGGACCACAGCUGCUCCUAUUGUACUGGCCAUGCAGGUUUUCCAGAAGCCCUUGCCAAAGGCCACGGUGGAGAACAUUAUGAAGGAGAAGAUGGCCAAGAAAGGAGGACGCUGGUGGUUUUCAUGGAGGGGCAGAAAUAGCAGCUCCAAGUCGGAAUCAGCAUCAGACCAGAUUGAGAGUGGAGAGCAGGUUAUAAGAACAGACGCUAUUGGCAGUUUAAAGGAUGAAUCAUCAUCCAGUGAAGAUGACUGUGGAGCUUCUAAGCAGAAUCCUGUGAGCAACCAGCCUGAAGCUCUUCUCAGCUCUGGUGGCCACUACUACAGGAAGACUCUACGUUUGUCAUCAGAACAGCUAGCCAGUCUGAAUCUAAAAGAUGGCCCUAAUGAUGUGGUCUUCAGUGUCACCACCCAGUAUCAGGGCACCUGCCGCUGUGAGGGCACCAUUUAUUUGUGGAGCUGGGAUGACAAGAUAGUGAUUUCCGACAUUGAUGGCACCAUCACAAGAUCUGACACCCUGGGACACAUUUUGCCAACUCUGGGUAAAGACUGGACCCAUCAGGGCAUUGCCCGACUCUACCACAGAGUUAGCCAGAAUGGUUACAAGUUUAUGUACUGUUCAGCACGGGCAAUAGGGAUGGCUGAUAUGACCAGGGGCUAUUUGCACUGGGUUAAUGAAAGAGGCACCAUGCUACCUAUGGGACCUGUACUGCUAAGUCCCAGCAGUCUAUUCUCUGCAUUUCACAGGGAGGUCAUUGAGAAGAAGCCAGAGAAGUUUAAAAUCGAAUGUCUGACGGACAUUAAAAACUUGUUCUAUCCAAACACAGAGCCCUUCUAUGCUGCUUUUGGAAACAGGGCAACAGAUGUUUAUUCAUAUAAAGAGGUGGGAGUGCCUUUGAACAGAAUAUUUACUGUGAAUCCUAAGGGAGAGCUCAUUCAAGAACAUGCGAAGACCAACAUAUCAUCGUAUGGUCGCCUGUGUGAGGUCACGGACCAUGUCUUCCCUCCUUUGAUCAGAGGAAACACCACCGACUUACCCUGUUCAGACACUUUCAGUCAGUUUACCUUCUGGAGAGAGAAGUUACCAGAGGUUGACAAGCAGGAUCAGCAAACUGAAAGCAGCCGAAAGACAUAGUCACAAAAGCUAACAUGUCUAGGUAUUCCUCACCUACAAACUCAGCUCAAUUGCUGCACUGCCAUAAGGUAUUCCUUUACGCACAAGCAACAUAGCACUUUGCAGACUGCAUGCCGCCCUUUACCUGUUCCUACAUUAUCAUUUUAGUGUGCUAAUGUUUUGUUUUACUGGCAAGAGCCUGAAUUUAUUAGCAUAUAAUAUGCAGCUCAUAUUAGGGAUUUUUUUUAUUUAUUUAUUUUUUAUUUUUUUUAUGACUACAAUUAUUUUAGUGUCAAAUGCAUUAUUCAUUACCAAGCAGACAAUUACAUUAUGCUGUCAUAUAAAACUGUUUAAAGCCUAAGGUUGUUCUUAUAUGAGGGAAUAUGUUUAUUUAGUACAUAGUACAGCAGUGUUCUUCAGCAUUUAUCACAAAGCAAGAAAUUUGAAAGCUUCAAAACAUUAAUUAAAAAAUAUAUAAAAAUAAAUAAUUAAAAACCAACUCAGAUGUAGGUAUAAAGCCAGCACUAGCAUUUCUCAGGUAUUACAGAAUUAUAGUCAGAUAGUCUUUUGAAACUUAGUGACUUUUCAUAACAUCAAAGUAUUAACUGUCAAUUUGAAUUUUACUUUGACAUCUAAAUUACUUUACUAGUCUUUCCAUUUACUUAAGAACAAAACACAACAAACUUGAGUGGAUAUUACUUAAUUUUGAAUCAUCUUUGACAACUUUUUUUACCACGUAGACCACACUUUACAUUUUGCCAAAUGCUUGUUUGAUUAAUGCUUAUUAUUAUUAUAUGGAAACUUUGCAUUCCUUAGUUAUUUGUUUGUAUUUUAUGUAAGAUACACAACUCUGACCAGCAUUAACUAUGAAUCAUGCAAAAACUGAUUUUGUCAUACAUCAUACCAGCCAUACAGCAUGUUCAAGACAACAAAAACGUAACAAAAUAGCAAUGCAAAGAACACUCAGGUCAUGAAGUAUUCACUUCCUGUAUUAUUUCCUUCAUAUUAAUAUCAUAUUUAUUAUCUUAAAAAUCAUUUUGAUAAAAAUACAUCAUACAAUAUUUUCUAUACAUUUUUGUCAAAUAAUGCUUAUUUCAGAUUAUAAUACAAAGUCCUCAAAUUAAAGGUGAAUGUUAUGUUAAGCAGAAGGAUGUUUAUUUCAAGAAAUAUUCUCUCUUUUACUAACACAACUCCUCUCCCCAAUAGUGCGUGUUGUUUCAAUUGUGUCUAAUUAAAGGAUGAAAUGGAUAGUGUUUUUAAAGCACUGUAUAUUGGAAUAUAUUAUACUGUAUGUCUUUAGUGAAUGAAUAAGGGUUUUGUGUGAUAUGAAUAGAAAUUGAAAACAUGCUCUCACUAUUUGUUGCUCCUAUGACUUUAUUUAACCUACUAAGUGAAACUUAGUAUAUUCUACUGUGGUUUUCGAUGUGGUUUUCCAUGGUUAACAAGGAGCACAUUAAACAAGCACUGAUGUGGAUGCAUGAAUUAUGAAGGGCCUUACUGUUAAGGCAGUGCUCUCUAGUGACUAGCGGAUUUCAAAUGAACUGUGUAUAUUAACAUUAAUCGUGUCAUUAUACGGCAAAGAAAAUAUAGCGUAUGUGGUAUAGAUGUGUGCAACGUGAAAAUGCAAUUUGUACCGAUCUCUGAUUUGUUUGGUGGUCAGCGAUACAGAUCUGUUUUCACAUUAUAUUGACAGAGGACUGCUUCAGACUUACAACACUGUGAAUGAUCAGAUCAAAUGUUCUAGCUAUUGUCUUACACUAUUAGCCUCUUAUCCAAUUCAUUGAAAUUUCUUAUUCUAUCAAAUUCUGUGAAAGCUAAUACAAGAAUGUGGUACUCAUCCUAAGGGAUCUCAACAGGUUUCCAGCUAAUAUGAUAACCCAUAAUGUUCAGUUACAAAAACUUUUGUUUUGUUUGCAGUCUAUAUGGAAUUUCUAUAUUCUUUCUGUGAAAGAUUUUGUUGCCUAAGUUGAGUUUGGCAGUUGAGUUUGUGUUUCAUUAUGUUCAUUGCAGAGAUGUAAAAACUACUAUUGUGUGUAUAUUUAAAAAUGCCAAAUCUCUGUAAAAUGACAUUAAAAUCUUUUAGGAA
Molecule: messenger RNA, 4958 nt
Organism: Myxocyprinus asiaticus (Chinese sucker)
Lineage: Eukaryota; Metazoa; Chordata; Actinopteri; Cypriniformes; Catostomidae
Product: phosphatidate phosphatase LPIN1-like
Exons: 21
Coding region: 176-2893 (905 amino acids)
Biological process (GO): triglyceride biosynthetic process; cellular response to insulin stimulus; positive regulation of transcription by RNA polymerase II
Cellular component (GO): nucleus; mitochondrial outer membrane
Molecular function (GO): phosphatidate phosphatase activity; transcription coactivator activity
Source: RefSeq, a predicted model, not a curated record